UAGUAUUCUAUGAAGUAUUCGGAAUUUGACAUGAUUUGGAUGAUUAAUUUAGCAUGAGUAUCUAUCUGUCUCUCACCUCAAUCCCCAUUUUCUGUCUAGUUACCACUGGGAACAUUUGCCUGUCACUGUCACAUCUCGGCCAUCCUCAAAGUUAUCGCAGUGGAUACAUUCCCCUCAAACUUUUGAGACUGGCCUUGUUUUUAGUUGAACCACCCAGUUGAAUAGUUUGAACCGCAACAUUGCAGCAACCUCGUGCCACGGAACUAACCUAUCUUUUUGGCCUGUUUCUGCUCUUUCGUGUUUAACAUUUCAAAGGGUGGCAAAAUCGGCCGACUAAUGCAUCGAACGAGAAACCAGAAAGAGAUUACGGAGUUUAUUUUAGGCAUGGCCGGAAAAGCGCACGAGAAUAACUCCAAAGAUGAGCCGGAGCCGAAGUCCCUGUCAGGGAAAAGAUGAGCAGAAGUCAUUGGCUAUUUGGCUGGACCUGCCCGGUUGCCGCAAGGCGCAAGUUCAAGAAGAGCUCACGUGGCCAACUUGGGCGGUUUAUUUGGUGGUGUUGGGUCUUAUCUGCUUACCUCGUCUGUCCUUUACCAGACAUCGGACCGAGCUCAUUCAUGGGAACGAACUGGGAGGAGAAGAAGUACAAGUACACAGCUUUUUGGACAUAAAUACAAGUUCAUGGUUCAACUCUGGCGGAGAGAAGGGUAGAAAACGUGCGGAAACCACACUGCUGGCUUUACGUGUCAAGUAACCCCUUUCCCCUCUUUCUUCCACCUCUCUGUUUCUUCCUUCUACUCUAUUCCUUCCUUCAUUUCUCCCUUAUUCAUCUCCAAUAUUCCACGCCUCUUCCCUUUGACCCCUUCUCUCUUCUUGAAGAUUUGUCACAUACCCACCUAAAGCUUCAAAACUUCAUUCUUCCUUAAUUCUCGGGAUUCAAUCAGAAUUCCCAAUAUUGAGGAAGUAUUCCGCUUUCGUUGUUGGUAGCUGGAGAACCAGGGAAAUGGAAGUGGUGCUAGCUUCGGCGCAUCUCUCUGCUCAUUCGAGAUGUGGGUUGACUUCUUUCCAGCUCUCCCGCUCACGCCGAAUCGGCCCAGUUCUGGCGUUUACUUCCACAACUAACAGUAUAGCUUCUUCUUCUUCUUCCUCUUGUUUUGGUACUUCCAUUUCUCAUAAGCACCAUCAGAGUAAUCCCCUUUCUUCGAGAAGCUCUCGUUUACGUAAGAAAGGUAGAAUCUUCACCGUUUCUGCUGUGUUCGAGCGGUUUACGGAGCGGGCAAUAAAGGCGGUGAUUUUUUCCCAGAGAGAAGCUAGAGCCUUGGGGCAGGACGUGGUUUCUGCCCAGCACCUCUUGCUUGGUUUAGUUGCCGAGGAUCGCGACCCCAGUGGUUUUCUUGGCUCUGGAAUCACGAUUGACAAAGCUAGAGAAGUUGUUAGUGACAUUUGGCAGGACGGCACCGAUAAGGAUCCAACUUCUACUAGUACAGAGAAGGGCGUCAAGUCCUCGACGGAUAUGCCAUUUUCGACUGGUACCAAACUGGUUUUUGAGGCUGCUGUUGAGUAUUCCAGGACCAUGAAGCAUAAGUUCAUUGCUCCCGAGCAUAUAGCCAUUGGGUUGCUCACGAUUGAUGAUGGAAGCGCAGGUCGGGUCCUUAAGAGAUUGGGGGCAAAUGCUACUCAUUUGGCAGCUGUGGCAGUCACCAAAUUGCAAGGGGAGCUAGCCAAGGAUGGAAGAGAAGAACCAUCUUUAUCCAAAGGCACUCGUGAGAAACCUCUAUCUAGUAAAGCUAUUGCUUUAAGAUCGUCGGAAAAAGCUAAGGAGAAAAGUGCGCUUGCCCAAUUCUGUGUAGAUAUUACCUCUCGAGCUGUUGAAGGACUCAUUGAUCCUGUCAUUGGGCGCGAGAGUGAAAUUCAAAGAACUAUUCAAAUACUUUGCCGCAGAACUAAAAAUAAUCCUAUUCUUCUGGGUGAAAGUGGAGUUGGGAAAACAGCCAUUGCUGAAGGACUAGGAAUCAAGAUCGCGCAGGCUGAAGUUCCUGCUUUCCUUUUAGGUAAGCGUGUCAUGUCUUUGGACAUUGGACUUUUAAUUGCUGGUGCAAAGGAAAGGGGAGAACUAGAGUCACGUGUGACUACCUUAAUCAAAGAGAUACAGAAAGAAGGCAAUGUAAUUCUCUUCAUUGAUGAAGUCCAUACGCUUGUCGGGACGGGUACAGUUGGACGAGGAAGUAAGGGAAAUAGCCUAGACAUUGCUAAUCUAUUGAAGCCAGCUCUUGGAAGGGGUGAAUUACAGUGUAUUGCAUCCACAACUAUGGAUGAGCACAGGACACAUAUCGAAAGUGAUAAAGCGUUGGCGAGAAGGUUCCAGCCUGUAAUGAUUAAUGAACCAAGCGAGGAGGAUGCUGUGAUGAUAUUGUUGGGCUUGCGCCAAAAAUAUGAGGCCCAUCACAACUGCAGAUAUACAUUGGAAGCAAUAAAUGCAGCAGUUCACCUCUCAGCAAGGUAUAUUGCAGAUAGAUUUCUUCCUGAUAAAGCCAUUGAUCUCAUUGACGAGGCAGGAAGCAGAGCCCGUAUCGAAGCUUAUAGGAAAAAGAAAGAACAACAAACUGGUAUACUUUCAAAGUCACCAGGUGAUUAUUGGCAGGAAAUCAGAACUGUUGAGGCUAUGCAUCAAGUGGUUAUUGCAAGUAAGCCAAGCACUGAUGAUAGUAAUUCGAGCAUUGAGGACUCUGAAGAUGUCAUUUUAGAGUCGCCUCCACCUUCUGCAUCUGCUAAUGAUGAGCCCACGGUGGUGGGGCUUGAUGACAUUGCCUCAGUUGCUUCACACUGGUCUGGAAUCCCUGUUCAGCAGCUUACUGCUGAUGAAAGGAUUGCUCUGGUGGGUCUUGAAGAACAGCUUAGGAAAAGGGUUGUUGGCCAAGACGAGGCUGUUGUUGCUAUAUCUAGAGCCGUUAAGAGGUCUCGUGUGGGGCUCAAGGAUCCUGACAGGCCAAUCGCGGCCAUGCUUUUCUGCGGCCCUACUGGUGUAGGCAAAACUGAGCUAACUAAAGCAUUGGCUGCAAACUAUUUUGGAACGGAGUCCGCCAUGCUGAGAUUGGACAUGAGUGAAUACAUGGAGCGACACACAGUGAGCAAACUAAUAGGGGCACCCCCAGGUUAUGUUGGUUAUGGCGAGGGAGGGACUUUGACAGAAGCAAUUAGAAGACGACCUUUCACUUUGGUUCUGCUCGACGAGAUAGAGAAAGCCCACCCAGAUAUCUUCAACAUCCUCCUCCAAGUCUUUGAAGAUGGCCAGCUCACAGAUUCUCAGGGCCGCAGAGUCUCAUUCAAGAACGCGUUGAUAGUCAUGACCUCUAACAUUGGAUCAUCAGCCAUUGCAAAAGGCGGACGUACUUCCAUCGGCUUCAUACUUUCAGACGACGAAUCUGCUUCUUACGCUGGAAUGAAGGCCUUAGUACUGGAGGAACUCAAAUCAUAUUUCCGGCCCGAGUUACUGAACAGAAUAGACGAACUGGUCGUAUUCCGUCCUCUCGAAAAGUCUCAGAUGCUGGAAAUUGUGAACAUGAUGCUGCAAGAAGUUCAAGGAAGGCUGAUCUCUCUCGGAAUCGGGUUGGAGGUAUCCGAAUCGAUCAAGGAUCUGGUGUGCAAGCAAGGGUACGACCCGGCUUAUGGCGCCAGGCCACUCAGGCGAGCAGUCACUCACAUUGUAGAGAACCCUCUGAGUGAAGCAUUGCUUGGUGGAGAAUUCAAGCCGGGCGACACAGCUAUUGUGGAUGUAGAUGCAACGGGGAACCCGGUGGUUGUAAAUCGGGCGUCGGAGAGGAGCAUCCACUUAACAGACACAACUACGCUCUUGUAAUUAAUUGGUGUUCUAUAUGUUAGGAAAAAGUUCAUCAGUGUAUAUAAUAAUGGACGAGCUUAGGUGAAGGACAGAUUCAUUGACGUGAUCGCAGUUGGCGGAUUCGGUUCCCAAGUGUAUAUGUAAAGGAGCAAUGGAGCAUCAAUCAAUACAUUUGGCCAACUUAUAGACAGCCGACUUCUUACUUACCUGUUAGGGCGCACACAUGGGUGAUGGGUGUUCAACGGAUUGAUCCAUACAAGACUAUAUCCAAUCAAAUCGAUGUUUGUAUAUGAUCAUACUAUACCGAAUAAAAUAAAAUGUGGUCUGAUUUACGGUUCAAUGAAUUUUGUAAAUACUGGAAAAAAAAAAUAGAGACACAACACGAUUAAAUGUGAGUGAAGUAUGGUUAUAAAUUGACAGAUUAGGGGUUUUUCAAUUUUAAUUUCUCUUUAAUACUCUUGUUUUAAAUUUGUUUAAGAUAUUCUUUUUUCCUCUAGGCAUUAUUACUAUUACUAUAUUAUAUUUCGAAUAUAUGGUUUGGAGAGUUAUUAUGUAUGUAUUACGUAUAAUAUUCUAGUUUAUGAAAUAUUGUUUAUUAGCAUUAGACCACUAUGACGUGAACCACUCACUUGCUAUACCGCGACUAAUGUUCCUACUCGGUUCUGACAAUUGAAACUCUCUUCAAUCCCACUAGUUUGGGGGAAAAAAUGGGUCUCACUUCUAACGAGAUUCAACCUGAUUAUAUAUGUGUUCAAUUUGGGCAAACGGAUGGGGUUGUUUUGGAGUGACAAUCAAAGGGCAUGAGAAUAUGAUUAUCUAUGAAGCAACACUGGCCAAGAGGUGCAUAUUGCAAAACCCAAGGGUUAUUCCCAAACCAUCUCCAACAGAAACACAAAAUUCAUAUUAAACAAGACAGUCACAAAAAUGAGGCGAGACAUAGUAAUCCACUACGAAGAUAAUCUGCAGAUUCUCUGGGAACAAAGGCAACGCAAUGGCAAUCAAACAUAUACUGACCCGCCCAAACUCCAUGAAAAGCACUUCACUGCCAACAGCCACAGCUAUGGCGAAAUGGUCGCAGGGGAAUCCAUCCUUGUCAUUCAUCUGUUGUACCACAUUACCUGAAGCACUGCCAGAACUCCAUGCAAGGCACUGAACCGCCACCAUCCACAGCUAUGGCGAAAUGGUCACAGGGAGGAACAACAGCGGUUCACCCUUGUCAUUCAUCUGUUGCAUCACAUGAGCUGAAGAAGCACUGCCAGAUUCUCGACUUCUGUUUUGCCUUCUAGUUGGGGGGGCUUUACUAAAAGUCCUCUUGAAAUCGACAUCGACGAAAGUGAUCAUCAUCCCCCCAACACCUAUGCAUUCUCCAAUCAAAACAUAUGCGCCUUCGUUGACAAGAAGCAAUCUGACUCAACUUCCUUAGUCCAUCCACCAAGACAUUAACAAAAAGAACUAAAAUAUAGAUAGAAACACCUUCUGGUCAUGGGUUUGCAGCAUCUCCAAAACUGCUGUUCUUAUCACUAAUGAUAAGGGGAGAUCAUGAUUCUCAUAUCAACCCACUGCCACAUCAAUAUUUUGCGUCAAGAAUCGUGUGGAUCAGAGUAUGUGUUUCAAUAGGAGCCUAUGUCUUUAGGUACUCAACAGCAAGCAAACAUAAAUCCAUGACCCACUUGAACUAAUUGCCUACUCCGUAAUAAGAUCAUAAGACUAGCACAAACUUUCAGUAACCACAAAAACACUUCACAGAUCAGCUCAGAGUCAGCUUUUUGUAGCCAUUUUCCAAAUAAAUAUUGGCGUAUAAAGUAAAGUGUGCAAU
This is a messenger RNA of Linum trigynum, 5651 nucleotides long. Lineage: Eukaryota; Viridiplantae; Streptophyta; Magnoliopsida; Malpighiales; Linaceae. The record is from the annotation of a GenBank genome assembly.